UAAAACCUCUAUAAUAUUUUGACCGAUUGUUACGGUUAAAUAAACAUCAUUUCGGUUUAAUCAUAUUUUAUUCAACGCAGGAGACAGUUUUGACAGCACAACUCGAAAUAAAUCACGGGGUGAGCGUCGGACACGCGGCGACAGUAAGCACUCAUCGACCGCCGAAGCUCAUCCAUGGACUUAAUCAUUUUAUAAACUAUAAAUUCUAUGGCGCUGACCAAUACAUUGUUGUUGGCGCUUUGUGCCAAUUGGCCGCCGUCGAACAUUACAGAAAUCACUUUACCACCACCGUGGAAAUGGAUUUCUGAGCAUAAAGCGAAAUUCAUGAAUAGUACCGAAUAUCAUUGCGAUCUGAAAAACAACUUUCAAAUUCAAUACGAAAUAUUGAGGGGUAAACGGUUGAAAAUCGCCACAUUUCCAAAUUCAAAACCUCUGAGCUGGGUUACAAGAGAAAUCAACGGUACGCUUAUAGGACACGGAAUUGCAUUUGAAAUUGUGGAAACGCUUCGUCAACGGUACGGAUUCACUUACGAUGUGGUGGUACCAACGAGAGAAACUUUGUUAAAUGAAAAUGGCAGCAUCAUCUACAUGCUAGUUCACGGGGAAGUAGAUAUGGCAGCUGCUUUUAUACCGGUUUUGCCGGGACUGGACGACAUUGUCAAGUGGGGCAUUGAUUUGACUCAAUUUCAAUAUGUUGUGCUUAUGAAGAGACCCAAAGAAAGUGCUACUGGAUCUGGUCUAUUAGCUCCUUUUGAAAUGGAGGUAUGGUUAUUAAUUUUGAUGUCACUGAUAGCAGUCGGUCCAAUUAUUUACGGUAUUAUGAUGUUAAGGCAUAAACUCUGUGGUCACGAUUCAGGGAUAAUAUAUCCAAUACCCACGUGUGUUUGGUUCGUAUAUGGCGCGUUAAUGAAACAAGGAUCAUCUUUGAACCCAGAUACUGAUUCUGCAAGACUCAUAUUCGCCACAUGGUGGAUAUUCAUAAUGAUAUUGACCUCAUUCUAUACAGCCAAUUUGACUGCGUUUUUAACACUUUCCAAAUUCACGUUACCAAUAAAAAGAAUAGAUGAUAUUGCGAGUAAUGAGUAUCGAUGGAUUUCUUCAGAGGGUAGUGCCGUCGAGUACAUCGUCAAGGUGGACAACGAUCUGAAGCCACUCAAACAAUCAAUGUUUGAGGGAAAUGGUCAAUUUAUGGUUAUAAAUAUCGACGAAAUUGAUACAAUUUUAAAAUAUAUUUCGUCAGGAACGUUGCUUCUACACGAUAAGAAUUGGCUAAAUUUUUUGAUGUUGCACAUCGAAAGGUCAAUAACGGAUGAGAAGGAACGGUGUCGUUAUGUGUUGACUACAGAGCCAUAUUUGACAAGAUCAAUGUCAUUUGUUUACCCUAAACACAGUAUUUUACCACCACUUUUCAAUCCAAUAAUGCUGUCAUACAUGGAGUCGGGCAUCGUGAGGCAUUUGCAGACCAAAGACUUGCCCGAGGCGGUCAUCUGCCCUCUGAACUUGGGCAGCAAGGAGCGGCAGCUCCGCAACUCGGACCUGUAUACCACUUACGCGGUGGUAGUGUGCGGCUUCUCGAUGGCCGCGGCCGUGUUCACGCUCGAGUUGCUGUCCACGCGCACCGGUUGGUUCGUGGCCGCCGACCUCGGCCGCCGCUCGCAAGAUCCGCUGCACAGUGGCGUGGUCCGGUGCGAGAUCGCAGUCUUCGGUCGGCCGUCAAAGGCUAUGUACCCGUUCAGCCACCGCGACAACGUCAUGAACGCCGCAUCGGCCACGCAUUUUGCCUUCCGCGGAUCGUCGUCUUCGACUUCAUCGCCUCCGCCGCCGUCGUCGUCGUUUUUGCUGUUGGACGGAAAAUCGUCAUUACGACGAUUUCAGUACUGAUCCACCGUAGACUGCAGCUGAUACCUAUGUGGUAUACCUAUUAUACUAGCUGUAUAACCCGACUUCGACCUUGAAAAAAUAAUGACUAAAUACACAAUAUACAGUGCUAUUUCAUUGGUGUAGGUAUAGUGUUAGUACCUUAGUCCCUGAGCAGUUGAAGCCGGUCUACCACGCUUUGCGAACUAAUUCGAUUUAAAUGUGUAAUAUACCUGAGGUGGAUUGGAUAUGGCACUUGAUAUAUUUUCGAACGUAAUUCAAACUAUCUACCCUCUAAACUCUUCUGAUAUCUCAAAGAAUAUUUAAAAAUUGGUAACUACUAACUAGUGAUACCAAAAAUGGCAAGCAUUUAUGAAAAAAAAAAAUUACAAAUUACUACCUACUAUUACUAUUGUGAUCUGCAACCAAUAGUAACAUUUACAAAUAAAAAAAUUUCCAUCUUUAAUCUCAAAACUCUUGUGAGAGCACCUCUUUAAAAUGUGAAUUUUAAAAAAUCCUAAGCGCUCUCAGUAUUUGGUUCACUUUGCUUUGUGAACUAAUUUCACUCGGAUGGACAAUCUGACAGCUGAUGUGGAUUGGAUAUGAUACUUGAUAUAAGUUUAAACGUGGUUCAAAAUACUCCGCAGCGGGUCUCCUAGGUUAGAAGAAGUUACAGGGGCCGAUUUAAAGAAAAAAACCCUGCCUAGAAAGGGAUGGAUUAAACAAA
Myzus persicae (green peach aphid) is the source of this 2584-nucleotide messenger RNA. It is a transcript of the gene Ir76b, whose product is annotated as ionotropic receptor 93a. Gene Ontology annotation, cellular component: membrane. Gene Ontology annotation, molecular function: ligand-gated monoatomic ion channel activity. Bases 208 to 1881 code for a protein of 557 amino acids. The transcript has 8 exons. Lineage: Eukaryota; Metazoa; Arthropoda; Insecta; Hemiptera; Aphididae. The record is from RefSeq and is a predicted model, not a curated record.